AACGCCGAGCUCGGACGUCGCAGUAUCGUCAAAACAAAACUUCUCUGCCUGACAAAAAUAUUUAGAAAUUUCGCGUUUCAUCAGAAGGAGAUUGCUCAACAGUGCAUAUAAGUUUUCUGUUGUUUACUGGUUUGUAUCGUGCAAAGUUCUUUGUAAUUUGGUACGCAGUUUAAUCCUGAUUGAUCGUUAAAUCGCAAUGAGCAUGGAAAUGGAGGAAAUACUAAACGAAACGGUUCCCCAGUCCGAACUAGAGAAAUUCGAGAAAAAGUAUAAUCGCGAACUACAGAGUAAGAACCCAACACCGACAUCCCAGUUCGAGUACGCUUGGUGCCUGGUUCGGAGUAAUUACACAAAUGACAUGCGAAGCGGCAUCACACUGCUGGAAGAUCUUUGUAAAAAGAAUCCCGAAGGUAAGCGAGACUACAUCUACUACUUGGCUCUUGGCUACACGCGGCUCAAGGAGUACUCGACGGCCAUGAAAUACGUGCAAGCCUUCCUGGAAAUCGAACCCAACAACCAACAGGUCAUCACUCUUGAGGGCUACAUCAAGAAAAAGAUUGAAAUCGAAGGAUUGAAGGGUGUCGCUGUGGCCGGAGGGGCUGCUAUAGUGAUCGGUGGCAUCCUGGGGCUGGGAUUUGCCCUGGCGAAGAAAUGAAAGUAAUCGAAACCGUAAACAUAUUCUGGAUUCAUCAUUAUCUGAUCAAUGAAUAGGACUUCAAAUCAAAUUAAUUUAAUAAUUUAUCCAGGCUGUCGGAAAAUAUCACCUUUACAAAAAAAUAUGUUCGUACUGUCGCUAAAAUGCAUUAUUUUAACUGAUUCAAUAUUUUCUGUCUUCAUCAUGUGGCAGGUAUGUUUACAAAACCAAAAAAAAAAAAAAAUACUAAUACAGCAAAUGCUUGGGAAGAACUGAAGAAUGUAAAUAUGUGAAGAGAGCGAAAAGCAAAUAGCUAUAAGUUAUAAGUAUAUUGAAUGCACAUAAGCACUAAACAGGAAGAAUAGACAUAUUUAUGAUAGGA
Messenger RNA from Armigeres subalbatus, 1016 nucleotides. RefSeq names its product mitochondrial fission 1 protein (gene Fis1). The record is from RefSeq and is a predicted model, not a curated record. Gene Ontology annotation, biological process: mitochondrial fragmentation involved in apoptotic process; mitochondrial fission; autophagy of mitochondrion. Gene Ontology annotation, cellular component: peroxisomal membrane; mitochondrial outer membrane. The transcript has 3 exons. The coding region runs from base 197 to 655 and encodes 152 amino acids. Gene Ontology annotation, molecular function: protein binding. Lineage: Eukaryota; Metazoa; Arthropoda; Insecta; Diptera; Culicidae.